CAAUUUCCUGAACGUUUAGAAAGGACGGACACUCCAGGCGAUGUUGACGGCAGCGCGGCGUGUAUCGCUUGGACGAUGGGCAAACCUCCAGCGACGAGCUGGCUUUGCAUCAACAUCCAAGCGUCUUCAGAGCAGCCAUAAUUCGCAGCAUAAUGCGUCGACAUCGUCCGAUGCAAGUCCAUGGGGCAAGGUCGCGUUGGGGAUCAUCGGAGGGAGUGUCCUCUUGGGUGUGGGUCUUCGUUUGGUGCCUCAAGCUAGUGAACUGCAGGCAGAUCCUGUCUUGACAUCAACCGCUUCCUCUCCCGUUCCUGUCUCCGUUCUUGCGACACCCCAGCGCGAUGCAACUUGGAAACACACCUUGGAUCAUGUUGUGCCUGCCAUCGUGUCUCUCAAGCUCAAUUCCCCCAAGUCGUUUGAUACAGAAAGCCCGGGCAACGGGUGGGCUACGGGGUUUGUCGUGGAUGCCGAAAGAGGCAUCAUUCUCACGAAUCGCCAUGUCGUCGGUGCCGGUCCCAUCGACGCCGAAGCCAUCUUUCAAAACAACGAAGAAGUCCGCGUUGUUCCUAUCUACCGUGACCCGGUCCACGACUUUGGCUUCUUUCGCUACGACCCUUCGCAUGUCCGCCAUUUGAACGUGCCGUCGCUGCCGCUGCAUCCGGAAAAAGCCAUCGUCGGGACCGAUAUUCGCGUGGUGGGCAAUGACGCGGCGGAGAAGCUGGCGAUCGCGAGCGGCACAUUGGCGCGGCUGGAUCGCGACUGUCCGGCGUACGGGCUUAACACGUACAACGACUUCAACACGUUUUACUUUCAAGCGUCGUCUGGGACGUCCGGCGGGAGCUCCGGGUCGCCCGUGCUCAACCAGGAUGGACAGGUCGUGGCGCUCAAUGCCGGCGGAAAGAUGGGCACGAGCGCAUCCUUCUACCUCCCGCUCGACAGGGUCAAACGCGUGCUCGAGGCGCUGCAGAAGGACGCCACCGCCGUGGUGCCCCGGGGCACGCUCCAAACCGUGUGGGUGCACAAGCCAUUCGACGAAGUCCGGCGCCUGGGGCUGCCCGCCGACACGGAAACGGAGCUACGGCAAGCGUUCCCCACCGCGAAUGGGCUGCUGGUCGUGGCUGAAGUGCUGCCCAGCAGCUCUUGUGCGGCCAAACUCCACCCCGGCGACGUCCUCUUGCGUGUGAACGGCCACCUCGUCCACCAAUUCGUGCCCGUCGAAGCCAUUUUGGACGAGUCCGUGGGCCAAACGGUGCGUUUGGACUUGGACAGAGCAGGGAAGGUGGUGUCGGUCGAUGUGUUGGUGGACGACUUGCAUGCGAUCACACCGUCGCAGUUUCUCGAUAUUGGCGGCGCCGUCGUGAACCCGCUAUCGUUCCAGCAAGCUCGCAACCACGGCCUCCGUCCGAGUGCGCCAUAUGUUGCCGACCCAGGGUACUUUUUGCAAAGAUCUCGCAUUCCCAAGGGUUCGUUGUUGUUGUCUGUGAAUGGAAUCGUUACCCCCGACUUGACUUCGCUCAAGAACGUGCUCAUGCACUGCCACGACCAGCAAAAGGUUGUUGUCAAGUACAUGAACGUGGCGACAAAGGUAGAAAAAGUCGAAGUUGUGCACGUGGACAAGCGGUGGUUUCCGUUUCAAGAGUACACUCGGGACGACUUGACGGGUACAUGGAGCUGUGUCAACUUGGAUAUGCCGCCGCCAGUCAGCCACGUCCCGAAAUCGGUGCCCAAUGUCGUUGGAUCGACGUCGAUUCUCCCAGGCAAAAACUAUAUCGAAGGCACCCUCGCGCCGUCGCUUGUGACUGUCGAGUACGAUCGACCGUUUAGCAUCAACAGCCAAAACAUGUCCAACUACCGCGGCACGGGGUUGGUGGUGGAUGCUGCCCAAGGUUUGGUCGUCGUGGACCGAAACACUGUCACAGACCGACUGGGGGACGUGACGGUUACCUUUGCCAACACACUGGUGGUCCCGGCCACGGUGCGCUUCGUGCACCCGGUGCACAACUUUGCAAUUGUCCAGUACGACCCGCGCUUGAUUGGGUCCACACCUAUCCAAAGCGCGAAAAUCUCGCGGUCACCUCUGCACCCAUCCGAACCGGUGUGGCUCGUGGGUCUCAUGAGUGGUGUUGGACGCAAUAGUUGGGCUGAAUUAGUGUCGCGCGAGACGUUGGUGUCGAGUGUCAAGUGGAUUUCGCUGCCGAUGCCCAAUCCACCGCGGUACCAAGAGCAUAAUUUGGAGAUGGUGCAGCUGCAGGAUGUUGUGACGACCGAGGGCGGCGCCGUGUGCACCCCCGACGGACACGUGGCAGCGUUCUGGGCGUCGUUUUCGUUUCAACAGCAGCGCGGCAACGCCAAGGUGGAAUCUCAGUUCACACGCGGGAUCCCCAUGGAUAUUAUCAUGGACAGCGUGGACCCGCUCGUGGACGGGGCGUCGGCGCCCCACUUGUACGACCUCGGCGUCGAUUUCGAGCACAUUAGCUUGGCCAAGGGCCGCGAACUGGGCAUGGAUGCAGGUAUGGCGCAUGCGCUGGAGAUGCACGCCCCGGAGCGCCGGACGAUUCUGUCGGUGGGGCGCCGGUGGGGCGGCACGGACGCGCAGUCCCAGCUUCGUAACGGGGACUUGAUUGUCCAGAUUGACGACGCCAUCGUCACGUCGUUCCGUGAAGUUGAGGUGGCAACGCAAAAGCCGUUCGUGGUGGCGACUGUGAUUCGCCAAGGCGAGCAGUUGCAAGUGCCGUUGAAGACGGUGCUGCUGGAAAGUUGGGAAGUGGAUCGGAUCGUGUGCUGGCAAGGGUUGCUCCUGCAAGUACCCCCGCUGUCGGUGGCGUCCCAGCGUGAAAUCUCGUCCAAGGACGGCGUGUACGUGUCUUGUCGGUAUGCCGGGUCGCCGGCGGCCCGGUAUGGCCCCCCGCCGACCUCUCGCAUUUGUGAAAUCAACGGCGACCCGAUCCGCCACUUGGAUGACUUUGUAGCGGCGUUGCAGCGGCAACCCAAGUCGAACGCGUCCAUUCGAGUCAAGUACAUGGACUUGAGCGGGAAAGUCCACCUCACGACGCUCAAGCUCGAACCCACGUUUUGGCCGACGAGCGAAUUGAACUACGUCGACGGGGCAUGGCACCGCACAUGCAUCGAAUGAACACACCACGGGCGAUAAUAAACAAUACUACGUAGACUAGUACUACAUUCUCUUUAGACGAUUAAUUACAAGUGCACGAACGAAUACGUGGCAAAUAAAUGCAUGCGUGCAC
Messenger RNA from Aphanomyces astaci, 3242 nucleotides. RefSeq lists its product as hypothetical. The transcript has 13 exons. NCBI's taxonomy places the organism in Eukaryota, Oomycota, Saprolegniomycetes, Saprolegniales, Verrucalvaceae. The record is from RefSeq and is a predicted model, not a curated record. The coding region runs from base 41 to 3130 and encodes 1029 amino acids. Gene Ontology annotation, molecular function: protein binding; serine-type endopeptidase activity. Gene Ontology annotation, biological process: proteolysis.